UUAGUAGCAGUAGUGAGUGAAUGAGAAUAAUAUCCGAGUAAAACAGCAGCAUAUCUUCAGUUUAUUUGCUUAAUAAAAAUAAAGACAUGGUUUUGAGCAGCAGCAGCGUUUUCAAAUCUCUCUGUCCGUCACCUUCUCUCUCUCUCUCUCUGAUGAUUGACUUCUUGCCAACAUUCGUCCUAGGUUUACUUUUGUUAUACCGCUACUCCCAACGGCUGUAGAGCUUGCAAGCUACCAGAUCUUUAUUUUUCUCAGCUGACGGCGACUGUUUCUCCGGUUUUUACAGGAUGGAUGCAAAUGGUAAAGCACCAAAGAUUAGCGGAGAAAUAAGUAUGACGGAGAAUCAGAAAACAGCUACUGAUGUCAUCAUUAACGUUCCUGGGGAUGGGAAAGAUUCAAAAUUUCCAACCCCAGAUGUUGCAAAGGAUCAAAGACAUAGACUUUCAGCUGAUUCACCUCAUAAAGCGUCAAGUGAUUCAGCAUUUAGUGCCCAAAAGUCAGUGUCCAUUAGUUGUCCUUCUCCUGAAAUUGUAAGAAUUGGUCCUAGCUCCAAUAGGCCUCCCAAAAUCCCCACUAGCGAGACUCUCACUCGGAGGAAAUCUUUAUCAAGGUCAGUUUACUCAAAGCCAAAAUCUAGAUUUGGUGAACAGUCUGUGACGAUUGAUGGUAAGAUGUUUGAGGAAAAUGGACCCUCAGCGGAAGAAAAUGUCAUAUCUACUCAGAAUUCACCUAAUACGAAACUGGAUGUUAAUAGUGCUAGCAUGAAAGAAAUUAGUAGGUCCGUGCCGAUUACUCCAAAAACACCAUUGAUGUCAUCUCCUGGUGGUUUUAGAGGAGUGGAUGAGGACGAGGAAAUAUAUAAAAGAGUCAGCAGUAGGAAAAAGCUUAAGUAUAGGAAAGUGAAAGCCAAGGUUUUGGUUGAGUGGUUGCUGUUUCUAUGCAUUCUUGGGUGUUUGGUUGCAAGCUUGACUGUACAUUGGUUGCAAAAGUUGACACUCUGGGGAUUGCCUAUUUGGAAGUGGUGUGUGCUUGUUUUGGUGACUUUUAGUGGCUUGUUGGUUACUGAAUGGUUGAUGCAUUUUGUUGUUUUGUUGAUCGAGCUAAACUUUUUGCUGAAAAAGAAGGUAUUAUAUUUUGUUUAUGGUCUGAAGAAGAGCGUUCAGACCUGUAUUUGGUUGGGUUUAGUGCUCGUCACUUGGGUUCUGCUAUUCCAGGAAGCGGUGAAGGGGUCCCGUCUGACUACCCGAAUUUUGGAUUUCAUAACUUGGACUAUUGGUGCGAUGCUUAUUGGUGCGUUUUUAUGGCUCUUGAAGACUUUGCUGCUGAAGAUUUUGGCAUCUUCUUUCCACGUAAAUACAUUCUUUGAUAGGAUUCAGGAGUCAAUCUUCCAUCAGUACAUAUUACUCACACUGUCUGGCCCGCCAGUUUUGGAGUCGGCAGAAAUGUUGGGGAAAACAAACAGUAAUGUGAGUCAGUUCAGUUUUCGUGUGACAAAGAAGGGGAAGGAAGGCAAGGAAAAGAAGGAGAAAGAGGUGAUUGAUAUAAAUAAACUCCAUCAGAUGAAGCAAGAAAAGGUCUCCGCCUGGACCAUGAAGAUGUUGGUUGAUGUAAUAUCUAAUUCAGGUCUCACGACGCUUUCAAAUGCAAUUGAUGAAAGUGUCUAUGAUGGAGGUAAUGAACAAGCAGAUAAGGAGAUAACAAAUGAGGAGGAGGCAAUUGCAGCAGCAUAUCACAUCUUCAGGAAUGUAGCUCAGCCUGGUUGCAAGUAUAUUGAUGAAUAUGACCUAAGGAGAUUCAUGCUGAAAGAAGAGGUUGAGCUUGUAAUGCCAAUGAUUGAUGUGGCUGAGACUGGGCAGAUUGACAGAAAAGCUUUGACAGACUGGGUGGUGAAGGUUUACAAUGGUCGCAAAGCACUAGCUCAUGCUUUGAAUGACACCAAAACAGCUGUAAAGCAACUGAACAAGCUCGUGACAGUGAUUUUGAUUAUUAUCAUCAUAGUAGUGUGGCUUCUCUUGACGGGAAUAGCAACCACCAAAGUGCUUGUUUUUCUCUCAUCACAGCUUGUUUUGGCUGUUUUUAUGUUCGGAAACACUUGCAAGACUAUAUUCGAAGCUAUUAUCUUUGUGUUUGUGAUGCAUCCGUUCGAUGUUGGCGACCGUUGUGUCGUCGAUGGUGUCCAGGUGGUCGUGGAAGAGAUGAAUAUCUUAACGACUGUCUUUUUGAAGUCUGAUAAUGAGAAAGUAUAUUAUCCGAAUGCUGUUUUGGCUACCAAACCCAUCAGCAAUUUCUAUAGAAGCCCAGAUAUGGGUGAUUCACUUGAUUUCUGCAUUGAUUUCAAGACGCCAAUGGAGAAAAUCGGUGCUUUAAAAGAGAAAAUAAAGAAGUACUUGGAGCAAAACCCGCAGCAUUGGCAUCCUAAUCACAACUUAGUCGUGAAGGAGAUUGAAAACGUGAACAAGAUAAAGAUGACUCUCUUUUUCAAUCACACAAUGAACUUCCAAGACUAUCCAGAGAAGAGCAGACGCAAAACGGAUCUGGUCCUGGAGAUGAAAAAGAUUUUUGAAGAGCUGAAUAUCAGAUACGAUCUUCUUCCUCAAGAAGUUCACCUUAUGGAUUCACAAACAACAGCAGCGGAAACCAGCAAAUGAUUGUGAUCCAUCUCAAAAACUCACCAGCAUUUUCCACUCUAGUAAGUCUUCUUUUGUCCUCAGAAAAUUAGUGUUCUUUAGACCAAUUUCAUUUUCUGGUGCAAACGAAGAGCAUGGGGCGAUUUUCUUGUUUGCAUGUGGAAAAUCAAUUCCUUGUCAAGAGAUUUACACAUGUGCUGCCUGUUCUUUACGGGUAAUGCUGCUGACAGUAGUUUUUGUUGGUUGUGAGUGCUGAAGGAUUCGUUAAGAAAGAAAAUGGCCAUGGAGGUUGGUUAAAGCAGACUCAUAAUAAGCAGCAGCAGUUUUGUAAUGUGUACAUAUGUAGUCCAGAACUACAAGAUGAGGAUGGAUUGGAGGACUUAGCAUUCAUGCUUCAGCUUUGCCUUUGCAUUUCUUAGAAUUUUGCUUGUGUUACAUUGAAUUUUGGAUUUCUAGGUUCGAAGUUGAAAACUAUUACAAAAUCCACGAGGUUUUGUCCGAAUAAAACUCAAGUUUCAAAAUCAAGAAAUUCUGAAUUCAAAUUUCA
Molecule: messenger RNA, 3174 nt
Organism: Sesamum indicum (sesame)
Lineage: Eukaryota; Viridiplantae; Streptophyta; Magnoliopsida; Lamiales; Pedaliaceae
Product: mechanosensitive ion channel protein 10
Biological process (GO): monoatomic anion transport; detection of mechanical stimulus; transmembrane transport
Cellular component (GO): plasma membrane
Molecular function (GO): mechanosensitive monoatomic ion channel activity
Source: RefSeq, a predicted model, not a curated record